CAACUCCACACAUGUUCUUGUUCAUAUUUCGAGCCUUCCUCAAAGAUACUGAUCCAGGUUCUCCCCAAGGAAUCUUCAAAUCUGCGAAGAAAGUCACCAGAUUCCCAAAUCACCUAUGGCCGACAGCUCUGUGAAGCUUCGUAUUGCCGAGCUGAGAGCCGAGCUGGAAGCUCUUGAACAGACUUUGAGCCUUUCAGAACAAGCAGGGAACGAUGUUAAAAUAAUCAACGACCCAAAAGAAGAGUCACAGCGUCUCGAGACGACAUCAGCAGUGCCACCCAAUGAAGAGAGAUUCGCCGGCCCUGGACAAGACAAUUCUAGUUCAGACAUCCCAGCGCCAAACUCUGACAGAAUUGAUGAUGUCGAUAGCGAUCGCUCAGUCCUUGACCCUGACCAAAACUCGGUUGUCGACUCAACGUUGCCCCUGUGGCCACGGGAUGUUGCCACCAUACCUCAACUCAAUCGCGUAAACUGGACACAGUUCAAAAAUUCAACCAUGAAUGAAAGCAGGGUCUACGCAAUUGACGUGCUGAUGGGUCCAGCUAAAUUUUACUGGCAGAGACGUGGGGAAGAGCUGCACUCUCAGCGUCGAGCCAGCAAAGCUACCUCUGGCGAAGGUUCAUCGGUAUUCACAGCCAACGAAGUUGUCGAACCGCAGCCAAAGUCUAUGUCCUCGAAUGUGGCUGAAACAACCCAUGAGAUGCCUGAAAGAAUCCGUAUUAAUUGUAAGAAGCUACUCGGGUUCCUGGGAGAGUUGGGAGAGUCUUCAAUGGAGAAAAGCACAGUAUUGCUUCGGCCAUACAAGCUCUUAGUUCGUCACGACAGUGCUAUACGACGAAGGCUACAAGACCUUGAGGAGCGACACUCCGAAUCAAGUGGAGAGUCCCUGUCUAGAAGAAGAUCCACAGAUGGUAGCACGCCACAGCUAGCUCUUGCGGAAAAUGCCGCAAGCGAGAAUCAGCCGUUACUGAGACAAGCCACUCCUCUUGUAAAAGAAUCAGCAGACGGAGAAUUUCAAUCGGAAAUUGAGAGCCUACGCUGUCUUGUGCAAUUCAUGGACGUAGAGAUUCUGCCUGUGUACCAACGAUGUCGAUCGAGUGAUUUGAAGAAAAUCUACUUUCAUGAUCUCUGGUUUUUCUAUCGUCCUGGCGACCUUGCGGUAUCCUGGACGAAUCUUGACGAGGGCUCAACGUCGUCGCCUGGAAAAGGGCCGCCUACCAUCUGGAGGAUACUGGCUGUAUCAAAAGGUCGAUCUGUCCUUGGUGUGCCCCAUGGACAAGAGGAUGAGCGACUACGGCCGCCAACAAUCAAAAUCAACAGGUUCGAGAUUCUGUGCCAUAUCAUCUCCUACGAUGGAACAUCCUUUGGACCCCUCGACCACACUUUUUCAAUCUCACCAUUCGACGGUCAGAAAGAGAUCGGCGUACUUGAUCCUUGCCCUCUUCGUUAUGUAGAGAACUCUGUUGAAAUCGAGGAACAACUAGUGGCCAGGGGCAGGAAAUUUGUGCAAUACACAAAACCUACCCAUUCUCUCUACGUUGGCAAUACCUUGUGUCGACACCCCUGCGGACUCGUGUGUAAGAUGGAACCUUCAUCAAAGCCAGUGGACGGUCCUGUUAUCGUAGACUUCAAAGAAGCGAAACGUGAAAACUCACAUUGGGUCGCGAAUCACGGAAUGCCUACUGCGAGCGGUGGUUCGGGACUCGAAUUCAUGGAAGACUACCCGAACAAUGUCUGGGAAGACGAGACUUAUCAAGUACUAAAGGACACGACAGCCGACUUGAUAUACGCGGAUGAUGGGAUAGAUGCUGCAGAUAUGGACGAUCUCGUGGCGAGCAACGCUUUCCUAGCUACACAAAAGUACUCUUCUGGUGAUCUAUUUGUUGACUACCAGGCUUUUGACCGCAUGGAUUACGCGCUCCUUCCCGAUCGCGUUGUGGGAUUCGAUUUGCACAGGCGUAGAUUUGCCAUACUAGCGCUUGACUGCUUGCAUCCGAUGCAAGUCAGCAAAGAAGGCUGGGCGGAUCUGAAGCUACCUCGCGGUCACAAGCACAUGGUCCAGGCUCAGAUCAAGACACACUUUAUGGACAAGCAGUCACGCAAGAUGAAUGCUCUGCAAGAUCCAGAUAUCGAUUUGGUUCGUGGCAAGGGUAUGGGUCUUAUCAUACUCCUCCAUGGGGCGCCAGGUGUGGGUAAAACAUCGACUGCAGAAUGUGUUGCGGAGUCACUGAAAAAGCCUCUUUAUCCGAUAACCUGUGGUGAUCUGGGUGUCACAGCUGCCGCUGUUGAAUCAGAGCUGAACAGUACGUUCGCCAAAGCUGAAAUCUGGGAUUGUGUGUUGCUGUUAGAUGAGGCGGAUGUAUUCCUCGCGCAAAGAACGAGGACUGAUCUCAAACGAAACGCAAUUGUUUCGGUGUUUCUUCGUGUACUCGAAUACUACAAAGGCAUUCUGAUCCUCACAACCAACCGAGUCGGCGCGUUCGACGAAGCCUUCAAGUCGCGAAUCCAUCUGCAUCUCUACUACCCAGCUCUCAACCAAGACCAAACCGCGGCAAUAUGGAAAAUGAACCUCGACCGCGUCAUCAAGCGACAAAAAGGGCGCGUCACCGCCGACGAGCCCUCAAUCCUGCGCUUCGCUGCCGCCCACUUCGCGCAGAACAAGAAGACGAAUACGCGUUGGAACGGCCGACAAAUCCGCAACGCCUUCCAGACUGCCGUAGCCAUGGCCCAAUACGAAGCCCUGGAAUCCACCGGUCUGGCAGGCAGCUGGGACUCAGACGUGGCGCUCGAAGACGUGCGCUCCGAACUCAAAGUAGCACACUUCGAAACCGUCGCGGAUGCAUCAUCGCAAUUCGACAUGUACAUCGCCGAGACCAUCGGCAGCACGGAUUCGAAGCGCGCGUACAUGGACCGUGAUCGUGCAGAUCACUUCGCGCACAUGGUGCCGCUCGCGCAGAAUGCGCAGUAUGGCGGCCAGCCGGCGUGGUCGGCACACGCCCCAUUUGCAGCAUACAAUCAAGCAGGCCCGUCGGCACCUUACACACACGCGGGUACGUCGAAUACCUUCGCAUCUCCGCCCCGAGCUAGGCAGGGCGAGAUGCCUAGUCCGCACCCUCCCGCGCCCAUGCAGAGCGCUUUUCGCCACGGCCAGGCGAUCCCAGGAGGGCAGCAGACACAUCCGUUCGCACAGGAUCCGCAUGUUCAGCAGUCUUACAUGGCUCAUACGGCAGACUAUGGGUCCCCGGGUCCUGUCUAUCCUCUUGCCAGCGGCAUGCGACCUUCAGUAUCACCAGCACCUCCUGAUCUAUUCACUGCGCAGACGCCGGUUACUACAGGCGCGUCUCAGAGUCACGAUGAUGACGGGUAUUAGUGCUGAAUCGUGGGCGGGGUAUACAGGUUGGGUAUCUGUGUAGUUCCUGACGAAUAGUCAGUUGAUGUAGUUUCAUGGGUGCCCUGGUGGAGUGCGAGCAACUGAUUGGGAAACACGAUAGAUCAAGGUUGCCAGAAACCACGUAGGCAGAAGACUUUUGGACUAUU
Messenger RNA from Boeremia exigua, 3537 nucleotides. RefSeq lists its product as uncharacterized. The coding region runs from base 116 to 3370 and encodes 1084 amino acids. Gene Ontology annotation, molecular function: ATP hydrolysis activity; ATP binding. The record is from RefSeq and is a predicted model, not a curated record. Lineage: Eukaryota; Fungi; Ascomycota; Dothideomycetes; Pleosporales; Didymellaceae. The transcript has 2 exons.